Molecule: messenger RNA, 1971 nt
Organism: Fusarium sp. VM40
Lineage: Eukaryota; Fungi; Ascomycota; Sordariomycetes; Hypocreales; Nectriaceae
Source: the annotation of a GenBank genome assembly
AUGUCCGAAGCCUUCAUGUCUCAUUUCAAAGCUUUAUUCACAACAUGCUUCUUUAUCUUUUUCAACUUACCUUUACUCAUGGCCUCGCUCAGUGAAGAACCGCGAAAGUACGCCUGCACAAUCUGUGCCCGCCGUAAAGUCAAGUGCGACAAGCAGCUCCCUUGCUCCAAUUGUCGGAAAGCACAGACCCAAUGCUCAUACGAGGCACCACAGCCGCCCAAGCCCCGCAAAAGGGCUGCUGAUGAAGAUCUGCUGGCGAAGAUUGCCCAGUAUGAACAAUUGAUGCGGGAGAAUGGAAUUGACUAUACUCAGCAUGCCAAUGUUUGGGUCCCUUCUACCUUGACACCAAAGAGCGAGAAGGCUGCUUCGGUGGUCGAUGAAUUGUCUGCUGCAGAGGAAACUGAAUUAUGUCUGUGGUCAAGACUAUGCCCGGAACUCAAGUAUCCGCCAAUGUUAAGCCUGCGUCACAGAGAUGACCCUUAUCUGCACCCCUUACCACCAUUGCAUACCAUGCUCUUCGAUUGUGAAUCAAGAGUUCAUGAGCUUCAUCCUGAGCCAAAGCAGAUUUACUUCCUGUGGCAAAAGUUUGUCGACGCCAUCAAUCCUCUCAUCAAGAUUGUUCAUGUUCCGACACUUCAGAAACGCAUCCUCGACGCCGUAUGGGAUCCCGUCAACAUACCGAAACCUCUGGCGGCACUCAUAUUUGCCAUAUAUACAAUCUCUGUCACGGCCAUGUCGUCUGAAGAAUGCAUGGCGUCCUUCAACCAAGACAGGGGAACCUUACUCACUCGCUAUCGAUCCGGCACUGUUCGCGCUCUAGCCGAGGCCGACUUUCUCUCAACUAGAGAUCUUGAGGUCCUUCAAGCCCUUGUUCUGUUCAUCUUUGCAAAUCCAGAGUCGGAGAUAGCAAGCACCCUAACAGCAUCUGCCAUACGGAUUGGACAAAUCAUGGGCUUGCAUAAAGCAGACUCUGAUACAAAGCUCUCAUUCUUUGAGAAGGAAAUGCGAGUUCGCAUUUGGUGGCAGGUAAAAGGACUCGACUUUCGAGUUCGCGCAUCUUCAACACCUGGAAUGAAAUCAGCAAAAUUCGACUUGGGCGACCAGCGAAUACCUUUCAACAUCAACGAUGCCGACUUACAUCCAGACAUGCUGGAGCCUCAAGUAGAGUACCAAGGGCCUACAGAGAUGCUCUGUGUUUUGAUGAAAUUUGCAACGACUAAAUGGCUCGCUUCGUCUCCCAAAGCAAUAAAAGUCUUUGAAUGUAUGACCCCUGGUUUUUCCAAGGCACAGGUGUCAAUGAAGGUUGAGAACGAGGUCCUUAGCGAGCUCGAGGCCAUUUUUGAGGAAAAGUAUCUCUCAAAACUGGACCGAUGUGUGCCUUUUUACGAUCUUACGUAUGUCAUGGCAAAGCUGGUCCACGCCCGUCUGCGAUUCAAACUUCACCACCCGCGAGGUCGCACAGCUCUCGGCGAGGGAGACGUAUACAUGAGCAAAGAAGAGAGCGAUAUUCUUUUCAACGCCGCGUUAUCUUUUGUUGAACUCGUUCAAGUUGGCUUCAAGAGCAAGUUCUCGUCCCAGCUAUUCACACAUCUGAGCUCCACUUACCAGAUCGACGCAUAUAUACAUGUCAUCAGUGAGCUGCGCAGGCGGUGCUCUGGUCCUAGAAUUGACCUGGCGUGGAAGUUGAUUGACGACCUCUAUGCCGAGCACCCUGAGCUAAUUGAACAUGUUGAGAACUCGCUGUUUUUCGCAUUGGGUAAUCUGACUCUUGAAGCGUGGGAGGCACGGCGCAAGACGGUCGCUGAGUCUGAAAAGACACCGAGGUGUAUUGAAAUGCUUUGGAGUAAGCGAAAUGUUGCGGAUGGAGAUAUCGGGAUGACGAUCCAAGGUGGUACUGGACUUGAGGGAUGGGAGUUUGAUGUUGGAAAUGGGUUUGACUGGAAUUCUUGGAGUGACUUUUUGCGGUUUUGA